GUAGGAAGUGUCUUCAAAACAGCGAAACUGCAGCUGGCUAAUCACUAUUUAAAUGUUACAUGCAAUGGAAAUGACAGGCAAAAUACAAUGAGGACUAUUUAGAAACAGUUGGAAUUAUUCCCAUAGUUGUGGUGUGGCUAUUCAGUUUCAAUAACACCAACAAGGAUUAUCAUUCACUCUUACUCUUGGGAAGACAGUGACAUUUUUCAAGCAAUUCUGAUGUCUUCCGGCUGUCCACCGCAAUCACCUGCUGUGGCAAAGUCUGAGGUCACAGUAGAAGGAGAAUGCCCACUACUGGCUGCCACCUUUGCCUACUGGGACAACAUCCUGGGUCCACGAGUGCGCCACAUCUGGGUACCGAAGGGUGACCAGUCGAUGUUCCUCAGCGAUGGAGAGGUCACAUUUUUGGCCAAUCAUACACUGAAUGGAGAGAUUCUACGUAGCGCUGAGUGCGGCGCUGUGGAUGUGAAGUUUUUCGUCCUGGCUGAAAAAGGCGUCAUCAUCGUGUCUCUCAUCUUCGACGGUGAGCUGAAGGGGGACAAGAACACGUGUGCCUUGUCAGUCAUCCUGCCUCAGACAGAGCUGGCCUUCUACCUUCCUCUGCACACCAUCUGUGUGGAGAGACUAAAGCACGUUAUUCGCAAGGGGCGCAUUUGGAUGCAGAAGGGUUACAACAUCAUCUCUGUGCUGAGUUUGGAGAUUGUCCCCAUCAUGGAGCUGUUGGCCUUUAUGAAGUCACACAGUGUGCCGGAAGAUAUAGAUAUAAAAGACACCGUGCUAAAUGAUGAUGACAUCGGGGACAGCUGCCAUGAGGAUUUCCUCCACAAGGCCAUCAGUUCUCAUCUGCAGACGUGCGGCUGUUCAAUAGUCGUUGGAAGCAACCCAGAGAAAGUAAAUAAGAUUGUGCGGACCCUCUGCCUUUUCCUCACCCCGGCUGAGAGGAAGUGCUCUCGCCUCUGCAAAGCCGACUCUUCCUUCAAAUACGACACAGGCCUGUUUGUUCAGGGUCUGCUCAAGGACUCCACAGGCAGCUUCGUCCUGCCCUUCCGCCAGGUGCUCUACUCUCCGUAUCCGACCACGCACAUCGACGUCGACAUCAACACGGUCAAGCAGAUGCCACCGUGCCAUGAGCACACAUACAAUCAGCGGCGCUACAUGCAUUUGGAGCUCAGCGCACUCUGGAAUACAGACAGCGAGGAGGACAUUCCUCCUGACACAGUCAUCCACACGGAUGAGACCUUCACACCAGACCUGAACAUAUUUCAAGAUGUCAUGCAUAAAGACACUUUGGUGAAGUCGUUUAUAGAUGAGGUGUUCAUGCUGAAGCCAGGUCUGUCCCUGCGGAGCACCUAUCUGGCCCAGUUCCUGCUGCUGCUCCACAGGAAGGCCCUCACUCUGCUCAAGUACAUCGAGGACGAAACGCAAAAAGGGAAGAAGCCCUUUCGAUCCCUUCGCAAUUUAAAGACGGACCUGGAUCUUACAGUGGAGGGGGACCUGAACAUAGUAAUGGCCUUCGCUGAGAAGCUGAGGGCAGGACUGCACUCGUUUGUGUUCGGGAAGCCAUUCUACACGAGCCUGCAAGAACGAGACGUACUCAUGAGCUUUUAACUCCAUUCUUCACCUGAACCUUAGGUAUUGGAUGGUCAAUGGAAACAGACGUUUUGUUGUAUUGUUUUAUUGUUACACAAAUGCAUGCACGUGUACUCUUUGAGACAAGAUUAAGUAUGAAUAUUUAUUUUUGCUUUGCUCAAAUUAAAAAAAAAAAAAAAAAAAGACAUGUUGCCUUCCCUUUGUGUCUUGAUGAAGUCAUGAAUUCAGUCAUGUCGCUGAUUGUAACUGCUGUUAAGCCAUUAGAAUGAAAGUUUUUAUAUAUAUUGUUGUUAUCAUCUGUCAGCAUAAUGUUUUCACACUUAAAUUAUUGUCUGCUGGAUGAGUGUUCAUGUGUUUUAUGCCUUCUGUUAACAGAGGGUCUGUGUUAAUUUAUGCUGUUGAAUUAGCUGCAGUGCACACAAGGACAUGUGCUAUUUAAUUAAAAGAAUAUAUUACUAAAA
Molecule: messenger RNA, 2051 nt
Organism: Acanthopagrus latus (yellowfin seabream)
Lineage: Eukaryota; Metazoa; Chordata; Actinopteri; Spariformes; Sparidae
Gene: c9orf72
Product: C9orf72-SMCR8 complex subunit
Exons: 10
Coding region: 220-1608 (462 amino acids)
Biological process (GO): autophagy; endocytosis
Cellular component (GO): endosome; autophagosome
Molecular function (GO): guanyl-nucleotide exchange factor activity
Source: RefSeq, a predicted model, not a curated record